GGUUUGGUCCGUUUGGAGAGCACGCAGUUAACGCCAGUUGGAUUGCAGUUCAGGAGUUGGAGAAACUAGGACUGCGAGAUGAUGUGGAUCUACAUGUCUAUGAAGUCCCAGUUGAAUACCAGACAGUGCAAAGACUCAUUCCUGCGUUAUGGAAAAAGCACAGUCCACAAUUGGUGGUUCACGUCGGUGUUUCGGGUAUGGCUACGACUGUAACACUGGAGAAGUGUGGCCAUAACGUAGGUUAUAAAGGUUUAGACAACUGUCGCUUCUGCCCAGGCUCCCAGUGCUGUGUAGAAGGUGGCCCAGAGUGCAUUGAUUCCAUUAUUGACAUGGACACGGUUUGCAAGAGAGUCUCGGCGCUGGGGCUGGAUGUCACGGUCACUAUAUCUAAGGAUGCCGGCAGAUACCUCUGUGACUUCACUUACUACACUUCCCUCUACCAGAGCCGUGGGAGAUCAGCUUUUGUUCACGUGCCUCCACUGGGAAAACCAUACACAGCAGAACAGCUGGGCCGGGCGCUACAGGCUAUCAUAGAAGAAAUGCUGGAUGUUUUGGAGCAUUCUGAAGACAAAAUCAAUUGUCAACAUGAACACUGA
This is a messenger RNA of Antrostomus carolinensis (chuck-will's-widow), 596 nucleotides long. It is a transcript of the gene PGPEP1, whose product is annotated as pyroglutamyl-peptidase I. The transcript is spliced from 4 exons. NCBI's taxonomy places the organism in Eukaryota, Metazoa, Chordata, Aves, Caprimulgiformes, Caprimulgidae. Gene Ontology annotation, molecular function: pyroglutamyl-peptidase activity. Gene Ontology annotation, biological process: proteolysis. The annotation marks the transcript as partial. Gene Ontology annotation, cellular component: cytosol. The record is from RefSeq and is a predicted model, not a curated record.